AUGCGACGACAGCAGGGUAUGCGUCUAGACGAGAGGUACGUUCUGUACUUGCAGAUGACCGGCUUGUACCAUCUUGCGAGGUUGAAUGAGAGAUGGUUUAGGCUAGAUGAGCCCCUAGUUAGUGUGUUCGUGGAGCGCUGGCGUCCGGAGACAUACACGUUCCAUAUGCUGUUCGGGGAGUGCACUAUUACAUUACAGGACGUGACGUACCAGUUAGGAUUGCUGAUCGAUGGGCAUUAUGAGUUGCUUAGUGUGGUACCUCAUGCGAACCAAAUCCAAAAGUUUGCAGUGAGCUGCAGCUGGUUGCAGGAGACAUUUGGAGAGCUUCCCGAGGGAGCCGAUGAGCCCACUGUUAGGAGGUAUGCCCGGGCCUAUAUCAUGAUGUUGUUAGGGACUCAACUAUUUGUCGAUAAGUCCGGCAACCGCAUUCACAUUAGGUGUCUCUCAUACAUAACUAGGCUUAAGGACAUGGGUGGGUACAGCUAG
Messenger RNA from Arachis stenosperma, 486 nucleotides. Its product is annotated as protein MAIN-LIKE 2-like. Bases 1 to 486 code for a protein of 161 amino acids. The record is from RefSeq and is a predicted model, not a curated record. Gene Ontology annotation, biological process: meristem development; meristem maintenance. The transcript has 2 exons. NCBI's taxonomy places the organism in Eukaryota, Viridiplantae, Streptophyta, Magnoliopsida, Fabales, Fabaceae.